Molecule: messenger RNA, 900 nt
Organism: Neolamprologus brichardi
Lineage: Eukaryota; Metazoa; Chordata; Actinopteri; Cichliformes; Cichlidae
Source: RefSeq, a predicted model, not a curated record
AUGGCAUCUGCACACAUUGUCUUCUAUCUGAUAUGUUUCUUCUUGGGUGUAAUUGCUCAGAAGAACAACCUGCAUUUAUCCUCCUCUGUUCAUGAAGAAGCACGUUUUAUAUCAGCUAAAUCUGGAGACAGCGUGACUUUACAUUGUUACUAUGAACACAGUGUUUCUGCACGUUUUUACUGGUAUAAACAAACUUUAGGAGAGAAACCAAAACGUAUUUCUAACUUCUAUAUAUCAGAACACUAUUUAGUAAAAUUUCAUGGUCCAUUCAAGAAUAAUGCACGUUUCAGACUAGAUAAUGAAAAAGGAAAAAACCACUUGAUUAUCUCAGACUUAAGCGUUUCAGACUCAGCAACUUACUACUGUGUAUAUUCCUAUUUCUACACAUUAAUGUUCUUAGAGACCAUUAUUGUCAGUGUCAAUGAUUCAGAUUUAAACAUACAAGCUUUAGUUCAUCAGUCAGCAUCUGAGACCAUCCAGCCAGGAGGCUCUGUAAGUCUGCACUGUAUGGUGCACACUAUGCUGAGCUGUGAUGGAGAACACAGUGUUUACUGGUUCAAAGACUCUGAAGAUUCUCAACCAGGACUCAUUUACACCCGUGGAGUCAGGAAUGAUCAGUGUGAGAGGAAAGACAACAAAAGCACACACACCUGUGUCUAUAACUUGAGAAUUGAGAGCCUGAAUGUGUCUCACGCUGGGAUCUACUACUGUGCUGUCGCCCUAUGUGGACACAUAAUGUUUGGAAACGGGACCAAGCUGGACUUUGGGGUUUGUCGAGAUUCUUCUGCCGUGAUGUAUUUCUUAAGCGCAGCUUUAACACUCACCACCAUCAUCAGCGUGUUAUCAACUUUUUUAGUGUAUAAGAUGAAAAAGAGGAACAACUGCCAAUCCAGAGGUUAG